Messenger RNA from Bacidia gigantensis, 1272 nucleotides. RefSeq lists its product as uncharacterized. Gene Ontology annotation, cellular component: fungal-type vacuole membrane. Lineage: Eukaryota; Fungi; Ascomycota; Lecanoromycetes; Lecanorales; Ramalinaceae. Gene Ontology annotation, biological process: calcium ion transmembrane transport; intracellular calcium ion homeostasis. Bases 1 to 1272 code for a protein of 423 amino acids. The record is from RefSeq and is a predicted model, not a curated record. The transcript has 2 exons. Gene Ontology annotation, molecular function: calcium:proton antiporter activity.
AUGCGCCAGCCAGAGAAUGGAAACCCAACCCAGAGCCGUGUAGGAGGCAUGUUGGCACCGCCAGACGAACAUAGCUCCCUCCUUCAUCGACCGCUCUCCAACCAAGACGACCAGCCAUUGUGGGAAGACUCAAGGCCAUUUGUGAAAUAUCCAGCACACGUCGCGCAUGUUACUUGGCAGACGCUGGCCAGCAAUUAUGUCAAUGUAUUCCUGGUGUUCGUGCCAUUGGGUAUUAUCUCGGCACACGUGGGCUGGGGACCAACAGCUGUGUUCGUGUUAAACUUCCUUGCGAUCAUACCCUUGGCCUCGUUGUUGAGCUUCGCGACAGAGGAAUUGUCGGCUACUUUGGGCCAGACGCUGGGAGGCUUGUUGAAUGCUACGUUCGGCAAUGCGGUCGAAUUGAUUGUCAGUAUCGUUGCUCUUAUGGACGGCCAGAUUCGCAUUGUUCAAGCGAGCAUGCUCGGCUCGAUCCUCUCAAACAUUCUUUUGGUGCUUGGUUGUUGCUUCGUCGCUGGAGGGAUCAGACACCCAUCUCAGAAUUUCAACGAGACGGCGGCAUCUACGAUGUCCUCCCUGAUGGCUGUCUCAGCCGCCUCAUUGAUUCUCCCUGCAACACUGUAUGCAGUUAUGAAAGGCACCGAGGACGCGCACAAGAGACAGGAUAAGAUACUCAUGCUUUCUCACGGGACAGCUGUGAUCCUAUUGGUGCUCUAUGUUCUAUAUUUGGUAUUCCAGCUCAAGACGCACGCACAUCUUUUUGAAGAAAAGAAGCAGAAGGACGGAAAUGAUGAAGAGGGUCAAAGGAAUGAGACUUCCGGGGAAGCAGGAGACGAAGAGGAAGAGGAUAAAGCAGGGCAAGUACUAUCUCCGUGGUCUGCUGCCGUUGUCCUCGUGGUUAUCACUGUCCUCGUGGCUGUCUGUGCGGAGUAUCUCGUUGGAAGCAUCGAUUCGAUUGUCGCAACCGCUGGCAUCAGUAAAACCUUCAUUGGGUUGAUCCUCCUUCCCAUCGUCGGAAAUGCCGCAGAACAUGUUACUGCCGUCGUUGUCUCGAUACACAACAAGAUGGACCUGGCAAUUGGUGUUGCUAUUGGAAGUAGCAUGCAGAUUGCCCUACUAGUGACACCGUUCUUGGUGAUACUAGGCUGGAUCAUCGGCAAGCCAAUGACGUUGCAUUUUGAAACCUUUGAGACUGUGGUGUUUUUCCUGAGUGUCCUCGUGACGAACUACUUGAUUGCCGUAAGUGUGGAGAUUUCCACUAGAUGCUCUGACUGA